AGGAUGCAGUAGAAUUGGGGAGUUGGAAGUUUUGCAGUGCAGCUUCAGAACAGAAAUCCUUCCAGAAAUGAAAGGGGAUAGUCGAUACAUGGUGAAGUUGAAGGAUUUGAGCAGCUUUGCACAUCGUAAAGUUAAUCUUGUGGGCCUUGUGGUUGAGUUCUCCGUUCCCAGGAGGACCAACGGGACUGAUUAUUGUACGGUUCUGAAGAUCAUAGACCAAUCUCAACAAACUCCAGAGGUGACUGUUAAUGUGUUCAUGAGAAACAUUGAUGGGCUUCCCCACCUUCGUUCCCACAAAGAUAUCAUCCUCCUCUGCAGUUUCAAGGUGGAAUUCUAUAACCAAAAUUAUACUGCUGUUUACGACCACAAGGCCUCCUCUUUUGCGCUGUUUGACGGGAGAAUUACAAAUGACUUCACGCCAUAUCAAGUUUCUCCGUCAUUUUACUCUCUACAUUCUGAUAAACAUUUUGUUAGACGUAUGAGGAAUUGGUCCCAGAUUACUCCUUUUGAUGCUGGAACCAGUGAUUAUGCUGUGCUGCUGAAAGAUAUCAAAGGGCAUGAAUUUAUUGAUCUUGUGUGCAUGGUUCUCCAUCUGUGUGAAAUAUCUAAUGACAAAUGGAUGCUAUUUGUGUGGGAUGGAACUGAUGCUCCCGCCCUUCACUUAGAAAAAGAGGUUGGAGCUGACAAGUUGCCUUUACAAUUGGAGCAAACUGGUUUGCCUCCAAAUGUUUUAAAUAAUUUCCCUCGUCUUGGCACUGUAUUGAGGGUUAUGAUUGAUGAAAAAUACGAGCAUUUUGGUAACCAUUUCAAAAUUGUAAGAGAUUGGGUUAGAAUCCGUAAUCUUCACUGCAGGACUGUUUCGGGCUUGUGGGAAGGUGUUUUGACUCCUCAAACCAAAAUUCGACACUUGUCCAGGAAUGACAAUAGUGUUGUUGGACAUUUGAGUUAUUGAGCUUCACUAUAUUAUUCCUGUGGGUCUCGUGAGGCAGGGACUAUAAGGAGA
This is a messenger RNA of Coffea eugenioides, 1003 nucleotides long. Its product is annotated as protection of telomeres protein 1b-like. The transcript is spliced from 7 exons. Lineage: Eukaryota; Viridiplantae; Streptophyta; Magnoliopsida; Gentianales; Rubiaceae. Gene Ontology annotation, cellular component: chromosome, telomeric region; nuclear telomere cap complex. Gene Ontology annotation, biological process: regulation of telomere maintenance via telomerase; telomere capping. Gene Ontology annotation, molecular function: G-rich strand telomeric DNA binding; telomerase inhibitor activity. The record is from RefSeq and is a predicted model, not a curated record. Bases 68 to 952 code for a protein of 294 amino acids.